CGGGCAUGGAACUUAGGCGACAGUUCAUCAUUCAUGACCGGUUCCAUCGUUGAUCCUAUUGACGAACAAUGAUACAGAGGAAAACAUGGCCCGUUAUACAAGUCAGAAUUCGUUACUAUUUUUUAUCUGUAUGAGUAGUCUGUUUAUUGGCUGCUCUUACGAAGGUUCUUUCACAUUUACCACCAUUCGGUCUAAAUUUACAACCAUUCAAUCAUGUGUUGACCAGCUUACUGCCCCGGGAGAUGAAUGCAUUAUUCCCAGAGGGGGUUACCACGAGCGCGUGACUGUCACGAACAAACACGGUACCCCUGAAAAACCAAUUAUCAUAAGUGGAAUCGAGGACGAAUAUCCCAUCAUCGAUGGUACCGUUCAACUACAGCCUAAGGGAGGGUGGGUGAAAGAUGACAGUGGCGCUUUUAAGGCUGUCGUAGACCAAGAGAUCUGGCAGUUAUUUAUCGAUGGUGAGAUGAUGACAAAUGCUCGCUGGCCAAACGCACUGUGGUCCAACAAAACGGUAUUCAACGCCAGCUACUGGGCGAAGUCGUCCACCUUGUCCACACGAGGUGUUAUGGUGGAUGAUGGCUCAAAGGACUUGGCCGGAAGCGGUCUCAACGCGACGGGUGCUAUGGCAGUUCUUAACAUUGGGAGUUUUAAUACCUUCACAGCCGUAGUUCAAAGUCACAAUCCCGGGAAUGCAUCAUUCACUUACAGGGACACAUUUGGUCGCAUCAAGUUCUUUCCUGGAGCCAAUCAAUAUUUUCUUGAAGACAAGCUGGAAUUUCUUGACCAACCCGAGGAGUGGUUUUACGACAAAGCCUCUAGAACAGUAUUUGUAAUGACGGGAGAUGGUAAAUCCCCUGAGGGACGUGACGUCAGAGGUAAAGUGAUGACGUACGCAUUUAACAUUACCAAUUGUAGUCACGUGGUUUUCCAAACGCUGAAGUUCUUUGGAACAACGCUGUGGGCCUCAACAAUAGAUGAAGAGAAUACAGUGAAUAACUUGACUUUCCACUCAAUCAUCUUCAACUACCCGUCGUAUACGCGACGAAUGCUUGGCGACACUGCUCCAGCUGAAUGGACUAAAAUGAACGCGAAUACAAAGAAAAUUACUUUAAAUACUUUGACGGUUUUCAACAACACUUUCUUGGGUACCGAUGGUGCUGCCUUAGAGUUUAGCGGUUUGGAUGUGACUCUGGAAAACAACUUGUUCGAGUACAACGACUGGACUGCAGCAAACAUGGUUUACAGGAGUGGAGGGCUCGGCACAGUUAUUUCUAAUGGGAUUGGCGACAUUUUUGUGAGAAACACCUUGCGGUACAACGGAGCCAGCAGUGGCAUAAGACCUGGUCUGCGGCCCACAGUGCGGCUUAAUCAUUUGCACCAUCAAUGCUGGGGUAUUAUACAGCAUGACGGCAGCCACGUUCAAUUACAAAUCAAAUCGCAAACGCAUGCAAUUCUGCAGCAAAACUGGGUGCAUUCUAGUGUUAAGUACGGUGUGAGAUUUGACGGACAACCCCCUCUGCCGGUUGGACGUAAUGGAACAAUGCACAGUAAAGUGGUAUGGAAAUGUAACGGUAUGAUGGUAAAAGGAGACAAUCACACAGUGCAGCAGAACCUUGUGUUUGAUAAAAGAAACGAAAAAGACGGUGACCACCAAGGUGAUAAAUGUUCCUUGUGUGUUUUACGUUAUGUUCGCGAAAACCCUGUGCCGAUCAACAACGGAACUGUAGUCAUGUUUAACGCAGCUGAUAAGGCAAACGGUGGCAAACACGGAGGAGAGUUGUACCCUUUGGCCGGGAGUGUUGUGAAGUUCAACGUAAUUGGAAAUGUUAGAGAUCAACUGGUCGAUCCGGAUAACUUCGACUUUCGGCCUUUAUCCAAUUCCACGUACAUAGGGCACAAUGUUGGACCGUACAGCUAUCACCCCGAGUUGACAAACUACUGGAUACCGGGACGGCAGCUAUUCAAAGCUAGUACGCCUGUCCCCCCUGACCAUAGUGUGAAGAUAAGACCAGAUCGGAGGGACACUCUUAUGUGGCUGAAUGGAUACGGAACGUCUGUUCAUCGUGUUUAUUUUGGAACUGAUAAGGAGAGGGUUAACAGCGCUUCACUUUACUCGCCCGAGUACCUUGGAUCGGUUGUAGAUGGUGGGAAUGUACUACAUCUGAGGACAACUCUGGAGCCUCUGACCAAAUACUUCUGGCGCGUAGAUUCUGUAGUAAAGUCGACUUUGGUAUAUCGAGGUGACGUGUGGUUUUUCAAAACAAGCAGAAGUAGCCUUGUGGCCGUGUCAGAAAGUAAAGGAAACAACUGGCGCUCACGAUAUAGUUUCACUUCAAUUGUUACCAUUGUAACAGCACUGAAGCUGACUGAUUAUUAGCAGGUUAGAUGUUAGGAGUCUUUUUUGUGAGAUUUUUUUUGAAGCGAUGGAGCAAUCUUUGUAUGACCUUUCAGCUCGACUCGUUAGAUUUUUUUGUAUGUUUUCUCUUUCAAUAUAGACAAGUAAAUAGAUGGAUGAUGAAAAUUCGGGAGAUUAUCAAAUGAAGAUAUUUAUAGAUCGAAAGAAAAUAAGUAAAGAGGUGUACGAUUGUAUGACUGUAUGAAUGUCUCUCAGAUCUUGAUGCGACUGGCAAACCUGGAAAUAUCACAAAUUUUACUAUAGCGAUGUCAUUUCAUUAUUGAUUUCAAAAGAAAUUGUAAAUAAGGGUAUUUCGUAUUCCUUUCCCCGCAGUAAUAGUUUGUUCUUUGUAUGGGGUUUUCUAUGUUAGCUGGUCAGCCACAUCGUCAUAAGUUAUCCAUAAAACAGACCACAAGGAAUUUACGAUUGACUGAGGACCUAGGCGUGACCAUUUUCGAAACUUGUCACCGCCUCAAGGAAAUUUUCUUGCUGCUAAAGAUAUAUACGCCGUUGCAUUCUAAAUCGUUGAUUCCCCCUGAAUUGUGAACUACGAGUGUGGAAUGUGACAGUUCGAUAAUUUGAGUUUUUUCGCCUUAAGUAAACAAACAAGACAAAACUAUGAUUAAAAGAAUUAUUCUUCAGUUAAAGGAGUUGUGUUUGAGGAUUAAUUUUUAUU
Molecule: messenger RNA, 3074 nt
Organism: Stylophora pistillata
Lineage: Eukaryota; Metazoa; Cnidaria; Anthozoa; Scleractinia; Pocilloporidae
Source: RefSeq, a predicted model, not a curated record